Messenger RNA from Exophiala oligosperma, 1245 nucleotides. RefSeq lists its product as uncharacterized. The record is from RefSeq and is a predicted model, not a curated record. NCBI's taxonomy places the organism in Eukaryota, Fungi, Ascomycota, Eurotiomycetes, Chaetothyriales, Herpotrichiellaceae. The transcript is spliced from 4 exons. Bases 95 to 850 code for a protein of 251 amino acids. Gene Ontology annotation, biological process: ubiquitin-dependent protein catabolic process. Gene Ontology annotation, cellular component: cytosol; proteasome core complex; proteasome core complex, alpha-subunit complex.
CAGUUGCCAGCCCAUUUUCGAUCUUUCGCUUAGAUUCACCAGAGCGCAACUCGGUACCUUUCUCUCUGCCUUUAGCAUAUCAAGCUAUAUCACAAUGGCUCGCAGAUACGAUUCACGGACAACAAUCUUCUCCCCCGAAGGACGAUUAUACCAAGUCGAGUAUGCACUCGAAGCCAUUUCGCACGCAGGCACGGCGCUAGGGAUAUUAGCAAAGGAUGGAAUUGUCCUCGCAGCUGAACGCAAAGUGACGAGCAAAUUGCUUGAGCAGGACACAUCUGCGGAGAAACUGUACAUCUUGAAUGACAACAUGAUCUGUGCCGUAGCAGGCAUGACUGCCGAUGCAAAUAUCCUGAUCAACUACGCUCGACAGGCUGCGCAACGCCAUCUCCUGACCUACAAUGAAGACAUCCCCUGCGAACAGCUCGUACGACGGCUGUGUGACCUCAAACAAGGCUAUACACAGCAUGGUGGUCUGCGGCCGUUCGGCGUCUCUUUCAUCUACGCCGGAUGGGACCCUCAACGUCAAUUCCAGUUGUACCAGAGCAACCCAUCGGGAAACUACGGUGGAUGGAAGGCCACGAGUGUAGGAGCCAACAACGCCAGCGCACAGUCGCUAUUGAAGCAAGACUACAAGGAAGAAUGUGAUUUGAAAGAAGCGUGUGGGAUGGCGGUCAAGGUACUCAGCAAGACCAUGGAUUCGACAAAGUUGAGCAGUGAGAAGAUUGAAUUUGCAACCGUUGGAAAGACGGCGGACGGCAAGAUCUACCACCAUCUGUGGUCUGGCGACGAAAUCAUGACUCUCUUGAAAGAGCACGGCCUUGCUAAGGAGGAGGAACCCGAGACCGGCUAGAGUCAAGUCUUGGUUCCGAGGAGGAAACCCUAAGCAUGACUCUUGUUGUUGACUGAGAGGGUUCAACAAGCAGUUUUCAUGUGCGAGCUGUACAAUUUUAGACAGGGAGAGAGAAAAACAACAAUGGCAUAGCACCGGCGUUCACGGCUGCGAGGCGAGGGAAGGGCAACCACAAAUGAGUCGCCGCAAUGAAUUAUUGGUAUUGGUGUGCUCACGACUGUUCUUCGAUCUUGAUCUCGAGAGAGAAAUUCUUUUCCUUCCUCUACGAAUUACACUGCCUAUUUUUUUCCCCCUCAAAUUCUGUCUCUUUCGUCUUAUUUUCCCGGCUUCAACGCUGGUGAUGAUAUACGCUCUGUCGAACUAAUUCUUGGUUUAGAGAAUAGUGACAUUGUCAC